AGCAUGUGGAAGGAGCGCUCUCAUGGCUGCUGCAAUAACUUAGGGAGCUCCUACCUGGGUGACACUUGGGCACGAUAGAUCAGGAUAAGCUUCCACAUUCCCUCCCUGGAUUUUCUGGAGUUGCUUCCAGGAAGAAGUUCAACUUUCACCUUUAAAUGGAUGACCACGUCACAAUCAGGAAGAAACAUCUCCAAAGACCCAUCUUUAGACUAAGAUGCCUAGUGAAGCAGCUGGAGAAAGGUGACGUGAACGUGGUGGACUUGAAGAAGAACAUUGAAUAUGCAGCAUCCGUGCUGGAAGCAGUUUAUAUCGAUGAAACAAGAAGGCUACUGGAUACAGAAGAUGAGCUCAGUGACAUUCAGUCAGACUCAGUCCCAUCAGAAGUUCGGGAUUGGUUGGCGUCUACUUUUACAAGGAAAAUGGGGAUGAUGAAAAAGAAACAUGAGGAAAAACCAAGAUUUCGAAGCAUUGUGCAUGCUGUUCAGGCUGGAAUUUUUGUGGAAAGGAUGUACAGAAAAUCCUAUCAUAUGGUUGGUUUGGCAUAUCCAGCGGCUGUCAUAGUAACAUUAAAGGAUGUCGAUAAAUGGUCUUUUGAUGUCUUUGCCCUAAAUGAAGCAAGCGGAGAGCAUAGCCUGAAGUUUAUGAUCUAUGAACUGUUUACCAGAUACGAUCUUCUCAACCGCUUCAAGAUUCCUGUUUCUUGCCUAAUUGCUUUUGCAGAAGCUUUAGAAGUUGGUUACAGCAAAUACAAAAAUCCUUAUCACAAUUUGGUACAUGCAGCUGAUGUCACUCAAACUGUGCAUUACAUAAUGCUUCAUACAGGUAUCAUGCACUGGCUCACUGAACUGGAAAUUUUAGCGAUGGUUUUUGCUGCUGCCAUUCAUGAUUACGAGCAUACAGGGACCACAAACAACUUUCAUAUUCAGACAAGGUCAGAUGUUGCCAUUUUAUAUAAUGAUCGGUCUGUCCUCGAGAAUCACCAUGUGAGUGCUGCUUAUCGACUUAUGCAAGAGGAGGAAAUGAAUAUCUUGAUAAACUUAUCUAAAGAUGACUGGAGGGAUCUUCGGAACUUAGUGAUCGAAAUGGUUUUAUCCACCGACAUGUCAGGUCACUUCCAGCAAAUUAAAAAUAUAAGAAGCAGUUUGCAGCAGCCCGAAGGAAUUGACAGAGCCAAAACCAUGUCCCUGAUUCUCCAUGCAGCAGACAUCAGUCACCCAGCCAAAUCCUGGAAGCUGCAUUACAAGUGGACCAUGGCCCUAAUGGAGGAAUUUUUCCUGCAGGGAGACAAAGAAGCGGAACUAGGGCUUCCAUUUUCUCCACUUUGUGAUCGAAAUUCAACGAUGGUGGCCCAAUCCCAAAUAGGUUUCAUUGAUUUCAUAGUAGAGCCAACAUUUUCUCUUCUGACAGACUCAACAGAGAAAAUUGUUAUUCCUCUUAUAGAGGAAGCCUCCAAAACUGAAACUUCUAACUGUGGGGCAGGCAGUUCAACCAUUGUGGGGUUACAUGUGGCUGAGGUGCUGAGACGAUCAAAUUCGAAAGGCUUGGUGAACGACGGGAGCUAUUCCCCAGACUAUUCCCUUACAGCAGUGGACCUGAAGAGCUUCAAGAACAACCUGGUGGACAUCAUUCAGCAGAACAAGGAGAGGUGGAAAGAGCUGGCUGCACAAGGUGAAUCUGAUCUUCAUAAGAACUCAGAAGACUUAAUAAAGGCUGAAGAAAAACAUGCUGAUGCACAUCCAUAGGUCUGAAGCACCUGAAAGGCUUCUGUCACUUUAAAUAUGAGAGGAUAAUGAAAUCAGCACUAAAACCAUCCUAAUCCUCAACUUUCCACAAAGCUAUAUUCUCUUCUUUCAACAUACAAUUAGAUGAGGCCAUUUUAAUUCCUAUAAAAGGAAAAAGAACAUAAAUUUCAAAGCUAGUAACUAGCCAAGUAAAUACCCUCAAGUUGCUAUCGAAGUUUUUGGCCUGUGUUUCAGCUAUUGUUUUUCCUCUGUAUUUUGGCCUUCUUCAAUCAAGCCAGAGAAAUUUUAAUUCAAGAAUUGGACAGUUUUAAAUGCUCAUCACUUCUAGCCCAGACAUAGUGACUGUGCAAUAUGCAAGCAGAAGACAAAGCAUUAAAAAGUGUUUCUUGCACUGUCUUAUGCAGAAUGCUAUAACUACACAUGUUUUCAAGAUCUUAAGUUAAAGAAA
Molecule: messenger RNA, 2190 nt
Organism: Urocitellus parryii (Arctic ground squirrel)
Lineage: Eukaryota; Metazoa; Chordata; Mammalia; Rodentia; Sciuridae
Gene: Pde1a
Product: phosphodiesterase 1A
Biological process (GO): signal transduction
Molecular function (GO): 3',5'-cyclic-nucleotide phosphodiesterase activity
Source: RefSeq, a predicted model, not a curated record